CGGAAACCUGUGGCGCCUGGCCGCCGGAAGUGAGCAAGAGAGUCAGAAAAGUUGUUUGUUGUCGCCGGAAGUGUGGAGGAUAAGGCGCUGUCGGGUGAUGGCUGCGGAGGCUGAGGAUAAGGUGCCGGUGGACUGCGCGGAAGAAGGGGAGCUGCCCCCAGCUGCGGCCACGGAGCUGGCCGCCCAGAAGCGCGAACAGAGGCUGCGCAAAUUCCGGGAGCUGCACCUGAAGCGGAAUGAAGCUCGAAAGUUAAACCACCAAGAAGUUGUGGAGGAAGACAAAAGACUUAAAUUGCCUGCAAACUGGGAAGCUAAAAAAGCUCGUCUCGAAUGGGAGUUACAGGAAGAAGAAAAGAAAAAAGAAUGUGCCGCAAGAGGGGAAGACUAUGAGAAAGUGAAGCUGCUGGAGAUCAGUGCGGAAGACGCGGAAAGAUGGGAGAGGAAAAAGAAGAGGAAAAACCCUGACCUGGGAUUCUCAGAUUAUGCUGCUGCCCAGUUACGCCAGUAUCAUCGGCUGACCAAGCAGAUCAAACCUGACAUGGAGACAUAUGAAAGACUGAGAGAAAAACAUGGAGAGGAGUUCUACCCAACAUCCAACAGUCUUCUUCACGGAACACACGUGCCUUCCACAGAAGAAAUUGAUAGGAUGGUCAUAGACUUGGAAAAGCAAAUUGAAAAACGAGACAAAUAUAGCCGGAGACGUCCUUAUAAUGAUGAUGCAGAUAUCGACUACAUUAAUGAAAGGAAUGCUAAAUUCAACAAGAAAGCAGAAAGAUUCUAUGGGAAAUAUACAGCUGAAAUUAAACAGAAUUUGGAAAGAGGAACAGCAGUCUAAUCUCCUUCAGGAACUGUUUUAACUGUCAAAUUAUAACAGUAAAUCAGGGCUCUAUUAGCUCUCUUUUUAUAAUUUGUGAAGAUGUGUGCUAUGACUAUUCAUUUUCACUCUUAUAUAUAUAUUUAUUAUUAUUCACUUGUUUCAGAAAAAAAGAUGUCUUGUGUUUUCUGUA
This is a messenger RNA of Neofelis nebulosa (Clouded leopard), 1007 nucleotides long. RefSeq names its product pre-mRNA-splicing factor SYF2. The record is from RefSeq and is a predicted model, not a curated record. NCBI's taxonomy places the organism in Eukaryota, Metazoa, Chordata, Mammalia, Carnivora, Felidae. The coding region runs from base 98 to 835 and encodes 245 amino acids. Gene Ontology annotation, cellular component: Prp19 complex; post-mRNA release spliceosomal complex; catalytic step 2 spliceosome. The transcript has 7 exons.